Eruca vesicaria subsp. sativa (arugula) is the source of this 534-nucleotide messenger RNA. NCBI's taxonomy places the organism in Eukaryota, Viridiplantae, Streptophyta, Magnoliopsida, Brassicales, Brassicaceae. The record is from the annotation of a GenBank genome assembly.
AUGUCUGGUGUAUGGGUGUUCAACAAGAACGGUGUGAUGAGGCUGGUUGAGAAUCCUUACAACCAAUCCACCGGAGAUUCGUCGGAAUCUUCUUCCUCCGGUGGUAGCCAGCAGCAGAGGAUGAGGAGGAAGAUCCUUGUCCAUCUUCCGACCAGCGAGGUUGUCUCUUCGUACGGUUCACUUGAGAGGAUCUUGAAGGGUCUUGGAUGGGAGAGGUACUACUAUGGAGACAACGCCGAUCAUCUCCUCCAGUUCCACAAGAAAACAUCCAUCGAUCUCAUCUCUCUCCCACGAGAUUUCUCAAAGUUUAACUCUAUCCAUAUGUAUGAUAUCGUCGUCAAGAACCCUAACGUGUUCCAUGUCAGAGACAUGUAGUAGCUUAUCAUCAAAACUGGACAUGAUCAAUUUGAGUCUUAAUACUCUCCUAUCAUUCGCUGAUAUAUCUAUGAUGUAUAAAUUUGUUUUUGGUUUGUUUUAUCUUGUAUGUGUUUUGUGUUGGUCAAUUAAUAGUGGUCUCAAGCUAGAGACCUUCUA